AUGUGGCCGGCAUGCCGUACCCCAUUCAUGUCGAAAAUCGAUUACUCCCUGCCGGACAUGCAGACAUUUACUUCUGAAUAUCUUCCCGAGAUAGCCCGAAACGUCGAGCCAUCGCCGACGGCCAGUCCGUCUACGUCCCCAAAGUCUCAAAAACGGACGGAAAACAAAUUGCCAGAAAUGGUGUCCAGUCCUUUCUACAAGCCAUCCGCCACGCCCGAUCUUGUUUCCCACGUGUCUUUUUUCGACAGGAAUAAUGAUGGGGUAAUCUUGCCUUGGGAAACAUAUGAAACGCUGCAUUCAGACCUUGGUAUUAACAGCAUUAUCUCUAUGGGAGCUACUGCUGUCUUGCAUCUUUGCAUGUCAUACGCUACAUCUGAUAGCUGGAUCCCUGACCCCUUUUUUGGGAUAACAGUUGCGAAUAUUAGCAGGUGCAGAUUGGGAUCCCAUUGUGGUGUCUAUGACAGCGACGGAAGAAUCGACGUAAAUGUGUUCGAGAAGCAGUUUGGAAGGCUGGAGUUGAAGGAUUAUUUCAAAUCUCCACAGGCUAAAUUGGCGGCGCCUCAUUCUCUUACUCCUCGUCUUACAUUGGCGGAUGCGUGGGAAAUCAGCGCGCAAAACGACAGCCUGCUCGAUGUGGCAGGCUGGGUUGUAGAUAAAGUGAUGUGGAUCCUUUUGGCAGUGCUCGAGAAUAACUCGAUCUCAAAAAGCUCCCUUCUCGACUGCUACAAAGGAAAUCCCUACUUUGAGGCAAAAAGGAAGCAACGAUCGACAGAAAAUCCCGGCUAA
Molecule: messenger RNA, 786 nt
Organism: Mitosporidium daphniae
Lineage: Eukaryota; Fungi; Microsporidia
Exons: 1
Coding region: 1-786 (261 amino acids)
Molecular function (GO): calcium ion binding; monooxygenase activity
Source: RefSeq, a predicted model, not a curated record